GGGCUUGUAUUCUCGGACAAAUAUAUACAAAUUGCUACUUACCUUCCAAGCAGCACUAUAUACGGAUUUGGAGAAAAUAUUCACGAAAACCUUAAGCACGAUUUAUCAAAGUACACUACUUGGGGCAUGCUCGCCAGAGAUGAACCUCCAAACUCGAAGGGCCAUGACAGAAAAAAUCUUUAUGGUGUUCAUCCAUUUUACAUUUGCUUGGAGAGUGAUGGGAAUGCUCAUGGAGUACUAAUCUGGAACAGCAAUGCUCAGGAAGUGACGACGGGACCAAAUCCUCAUUUAGUUUAUCGUACGAUCGGUGGUUUGCUAGACAUGUACUUUUUCCCAGGACCAACACCGGAAGAUGUCAUCAAACAGUAUUUAGCUCUUGUUGGACGGCCAAUGCUACCAGCUUACUUUGCGCUUGGCUAUCAACUCUCUCGUUACGGCUAUAAAGAUCUGGAUGAAAUGAAGGCUGCAGUAGCUCGUGUUCAAAAACAUGGAAUCCCUUUAGAUAUUCCUUAUGCUGAUAUAGAUUACAUGAACCGCUAUAAGGACUUUACUACCGGCGACGUUUGGUCAGACUUCGGCAGUUAUGCGAAGAAAUUACAUGAUGAUGGACUUCACCUUUUCCUCAUCUUUGAUCCAGCGAUUCAGGUCAAUUAUCCAUCCUACCAAAGGGCAAUUAACAUGGGCGCUAGAUUUAUAGAGUGGGAGCGAGCAGAUCAAGCACCUAGUGAUAUUAAUGGCCUUUAUGAGCUCACUAAAAACAGCAAAGUAUGUUCUAGUGACAUGACAGGAACAGCCGGAUAUUUUUUAUCUAAAUGCUGCCAGUUGUUGGUAAUAUUUUUUGUGUUCCAGGUUCCUUACGACGGGCUUUGGAUCGAUAUGAACGAGCCUUCGAGUUUUGGUACGAAUAUUGAACAUCCAUGGUAUUUUGAUAAUCCAGACCAUCCAAAUAUCAAACCACUAUUUUGUCCUCUCACUGGUGACGAUUCUGUAUAUGACAUGCCACCUUUCCAAACGCAGGCUGUUUAUCUUUUUGGAGGGAAUUCAUAUCUUUCAACUAAUACGCUUUGUAUGUGCGGAAUGACUGCUGGAGGAGAACAUCGUUUUUAUAACACCAAAAACCUAUACGGUCUUUCUGAGGCGAUUGCAACGCAGUCGGCCAUUUAUGCGUCUACUGGAAAAAGAGGAGCAAUUAUUUCUAGGUCAACAUUUCCAUCGACUGGCCAUUAUGCUGGUCACUGGUUAGGAGAUAACACUGCUAGGUGGGAAGAUUUGCAAACUUCUGUGAUUGGAGCUCAGGAAUUUAACAUGUUUGGAAUCCCUUACGUCGGGUCUGAUAUAUGUGGGUUUAUUGGUGACACCACAGAAGAACUUUGUUUGCGUUGGCAGCAAAUGGGAGCUUUCCAUCCGUUUUCAAGAAAUCACAACACAUUAGGUGCAGCCCCUCAAGAUCCUGGAAUGUGGGAGAGUGUUGCUGCUGCAUCUCGCACUGCUCUUCUGUUCAGAUACAAAUACCUUCCAUAUUUAUACAGCCUACACUUUGAAGCCUCUCUGGUUGGCGGCACCGUAAUCAGACCAUUAUUCUUCGAGUUCCCUAGAGAUUCGGACACGUUUGACCUCGGACAUCAAUUUAUGUGGGGCUCUGGAAUGAUGAUCAUUCCAGUUCUCGAACAGGGUGUUUCGAUUGUGACCGGCUAUUUGCCAGAAGCUCAGUGGUAUUCAAUGCGAGAAGAAGAAUUUGGUGCUAUCUACAGGCCUGGUAAUAAUCGUUUUAGCGCAAAAACAACAGAACUGAUACCUGUUCUUGCAAGAGAUUACGAUUUGAAAACUGGCGCUCCGAAGAAGUCGACUGGGAAACUUUACUUUGAUGAUGGUGAAUCUAUUGUGAAUAACUUUGACAGUUACAAUUACUAUCUAUGGGAGUUUCUGUUUUCGGUUACUUCGACAGAAGCGACUUUAACGAUUACUUCGGCUAGAAUGGGAAACAAUUUAUCGGUACCAUAUUUGGAGACCAUUGAAUUGGUUGGUUACAAGUACAAAAUGAGUGGAAAUUCAGUAAAAAUUGAUGGUAAAGCUACAACAGUAGCUGUUGUGAGUGGCGCGAAUAACGUCUUGAAGAUGACUGCUUCUAAGAUGGUGAACUUGAGCGCAGGGAAAGCUGUAACCAUUUCUUGGAGUCAUAGCGCUAAAUAA
Molecule: messenger RNA, 2190 nt
Organism: Enterobius vermicularis (human pinworm)
Lineage: Eukaryota; Metazoa; Nematoda; Chromadorea; Rhabditida; Oxyuridae
Source: the annotation of a GenBank genome assembly